AUGACGAAAUCAGAAGUCCUAGGAUGCCAGUAUCAGACUCAAUCCAUUUCCAUUAUACCCUAUGAUGAACACGAACAAGGGUUGGUUUUCUAUGGACCUGGGCAAAAGGAGACAGAGGAUUAUGAGGCCACUGAAGCCUCAGCUUUCAUCGAGGAGCUCGAAGAGCUGCAUGAAAGUGAGCAGAGCUCAUCUAUCCUCACCUUCGAUCAAUCUUUCUUCAAAGAAACACCCCAAGAUACGCAGCACGAGGAAUUCUAUUCCCUAAUCAUUACAAGCCUAGAAUCUCUCCUCCUCGGACACAAUGAGAGCAACACUCAAAGCGAGAAACGCCUACAAAGCCUUCCACAACUCUUUCCCUCAGCCUUCAGUCCAGGUUAUUACAAAGAGAUGAGCCAACGUUCGCAACUAAUCCCAUCAAUUGCCAAAUCACUAUCAUCCAUGAUCAAGCUCCCUAACUACCAAUCCUUACUCCCCAAGGUUAACAAUCUAACUGCAUCAGCCACCACUCCACCCUUUUCGAUAAACCCAUCCAAUACACGGAACAAUAUAAAAGCAGCCCUAUGGCGUAUCGCCCAGAAACAGCUCUACAAACCACAAGCGUCACGUGAGCUGCGUCUCCUUGCACCAUCACCGCCCAAGUUACAGGACAGAAAGCACCAGCAGUCUUGGGAUGACGGCACGAUUACCGGCAGCCAAGUAGCACAUACACAGCAUCACGAUGUCAACAGUGACCAAGAAUACGCGGAAGAAGAUCUCCUGGGAUUCAGCGAGUCCGAUGAGGUCAGCUGUGAAAUGCUAUCUACUGCAUUUUCAUCAUCGAUCGGGUCGUUACGGUUCUCCCAGAGCAAUGACGACCUUAUAUCCGAAUUAGAGGAAGAUAUCCUGAGUCCGACACCGUUUUCGGAAGAUUUGACAUUUAAUGAAGAGUUCGGAGAUUAUGAAGAUGAUAUGCUGUGUGGUUAUAUCUGA
Messenger RNA from Aspergillus ibericus CBS 121593, 969 nucleotides. RefSeq lists its product as uncharacterized. Lineage: Eukaryota; Fungi; Ascomycota; Eurotiomycetes; Eurotiales; Aspergillaceae. The record is from RefSeq and is a predicted model, not a curated record. The transcript is spliced from 2 exons. Bases 1 to 969 code for a protein of 322 amino acids.